UUGUAAAUCUGCAAUCCUCACUAAAACCCUAGCACAGCGCCUUCCGCGGCUAGCAAGAGGAGGAACGGACAGAAGCCAGACACCAGGGAACGGCGGCUAGCAAGAAUGGUGUCAGGAUCGGGAAUUCGAGCCCGUAGAGUGGUCGUGGACGCCAGACACCACAUGUUGGGGCGUCUGUCUUCCAUCCUGGCCAAGGAGCUUCUCAAUGGCGUGCGAGUGGUGGUGGUCCGAUGCGAAGAAAUCUGCCUCUCCGGUGGUCUUGUCCGUCAGAAGAUGAAGUACCACCGCUUCCUCCGCAAGAGAAUGAAUACCAAGCCAUCCCACGGCCCAAUCCACUUCCGUGCUCCCUCGAAGAUUCUAUGGCGCACAAUCAGAGGAAUGAUUCCACACAAAACGAAGAGAGGAGCAGACGCACUAGGACGGUUGAAGGCGUAUGAGGGUGUUCCUACACCUUAUGAUAGGGUGAAGCGAAUGGUUAUACCUGAUGCCCUCAAGUGAGUUAUUGGUUUUGAGGCUCCAGGCCGGGCACAAGUACUGCUUGCUGGGUAAGCUGUCAUCUGAGGUUGGCUGGAACCACUAUGACACCAUCAAGGUUCUGGAGGAUAAGAGAAAGCAGAGGUCACAGGUGGCAUAUGAAAGGAAGAAGCAAUUGACAAAGCUUAGGAUUAAAGCUGAAAAGGCUGCUGAAGAAAAACUUGGUUCCCAACUUGACAUACUUUCAGCUGUUAAGUACUGAUCUUUUUAGUUUUAUUGAGGUUUUUAAACUUUUGUACACCAGACAAUGUGUUUGUUGCCAACUUUUUUUUAUAAUUGUUUUGAAGUUAUUUGCAAUUGGAUUCAGUUAUGCCAAUGGUUUUCCGAUGUUGCAAUUUCUCUUCCAUUUUUCCCCUAUAUGCAAUUAUGCCCAACUACUAAAGAUGAGAAAUGCUAUUAUCAAAUAAAAUAGACUUCAAACCUUUUUGACUAGUA
Cuscuta epithymum is the source of this 969-nucleotide messenger RNA. Lineage: Eukaryota; Viridiplantae; Streptophyta; Magnoliopsida; Solanales; Convolvulaceae. The record is from the annotation of a GenBank genome assembly.